GGACAAAGCUAUGUUAACUUGUACAUUUUUCUGAAAUCAAAAUCAUUCACCCCUGUGUUUGAAACAACACACACAUGGAGGCGCAACCAUCACGUAAGCGACCGUUCUCCGACGGCGACGACGGUGGAGACGAUGACGAAUUCAACAAGAAACCUCCGCAAAAGAGGGUAAGGUUUCCUAAGGGAAAGAAGGUGAAGUUUAAUGAUGAAGUGGUGACAAAUGCACCCCCAGUUGCUGAUGAAGAACCGGCUGAGUUAAAAGAUACCCAACUUGUAGCCAAAGCACGGUCGAAACGACGGAACCAGAAUAAAGCUGGACUUGAUAUUGAAGCAACCGGAGAUCUUCUUGAUGAUGUAGCUGCUUCUGAAAUGCAUUAUGAGGAUGAUGAGCAACUCGAAGAUGAUGGAAUUCAGCUCGAACCCUUCAAUCUUGAACAAGAAAGGAAGGAAGGUUAUUUUGACCAGACAGGAAAUUAUGUUGAGUAUGUUAGUAACGACAUCAAGGAUGCAUGGCUUGAUAGCAUCGAUUCUAAUCCAAAUCUUGCACAAAGACAAUCUGUGGUCACUGACAUUGAAGUUGAAGCAGCUGACCUUACAAGUCAAGAUAUUGGAAAGAUUAAGAGACGGAUUGCUGAUGUGCUUGAAUCAGGGGAAACGGUUCUGCAAGCUUUAAGAAGGCUGAAAGGAAGUUCUGGUAGUAGAAAGGAAAAGAUGUCAGCUGAAACAAAAGUUGUGUUUGAUCAACUAACUGAAGAUGCCAUGAAACUGAUGGAGGAUGGCGAUUACAAUGUAUACGAUGAAAAACAGGAGGUCUUCCAGAGGGAAGCAGAGGGAUUUGAGAAGCUAGCACGGGCUAGAGGGGAGGGCUCUUCUUCAAGUUCAGCAAACGUGCAAUCCGAUUACUCCAUGGCCAGUGACUUCAAUCUGAAUGGAAUACAAGCAACAGAUAACACUUCGAACAAUGAGGAUAGCUUUGACAUGUUUGCAGAUAAUGAUGAUGAAAAGGCUACUGUCGAUCCAUCAAAUGGCACUGGGCCUACACAGAACGAUUAUGUAUUUGAUGAGUCUUCAGGGUAUUAUUACAGUAGCAGUUUGGGUUAUUAUUAUGACCCCACUUCAGGACUCUAUUGCAAUGCUGCAUCUGGGCAGUGGUACUCGUAUAACCAAGAGACCGGGGCAUAUGAUGAGGUACAAGCAGCAGCAGGAGACGCAAAUACAAGCUAGUGGAAUGUUAGGUUUACUCUCUUUCCCAUAUUUUGUACAAAGUAAAGAUGAGAUAUGUAACUGAAUCGCCUUUGAUCUCCAACCUUUACGGCUUAGCAUCUUUACGGUCCUACUAAACAGCCUUUGAUCUUUAAAAUUUACAGCUUAACAUUAUUACAGUUUUUAAGAUUUGGAAGUGUUGAGAUGAGUGUUGUAGAUGCAUGAAACCUUUAGUUAUCAGAGAAUUGUUUGGUUUAUGCAUUUGCUUCAAUAUGCCAAGGCUUCAUUGGUUGAGGACCACACUGUAGGGUGUAAAUGAGUCAAGCCAGAGCCGAUCAGCUUGAA
Molecule: messenger RNA, 1547 nt
Organism: Helianthus annuus (common sunflower)
Lineage: Eukaryota; Viridiplantae; Streptophyta; Magnoliopsida; Asterales; Asteraceae
Product: SUPPRESSOR OF ABI3-5
Exons: 10
Coding region: 75-1223 (382 amino acids)
Cellular component (GO): U5 snRNP
Source: RefSeq, a predicted model, not a curated record